Molecule: messenger RNA, 1865 nt
Organism: Nelumbo nucifera (sacred lotus)
Lineage: Eukaryota; Viridiplantae; Streptophyta; Magnoliopsida; Proteales; Nelumbonaceae
Product: transcription initiation factor IIA large subunit-like
Biological process (GO): transcription initiation at RNA polymerase II promoter; transcription by RNA polymerase II
Cellular component (GO): transcription factor TFIIA complex
Source: RefSeq, a predicted model, not a curated record
CUCUACUUGUCUGGUCACUCUGGUUUUUUAAUAUCUAAUCUAAAGCUUAAGGAACUGGGGUUCUGUCCAGUUGUACAAAUGUCCGACACGUGUCCCUGAACUUCUGUAAACGGAUGCAAACCUAUUUAUAUUCUCCUCUUUAUUCUACUUCUCUCGUCCGCGCCUUCUCUCUCUCUCUCUCUCUUAUUGUGCUACUUGACGAUUGAACCCUAGACGAACAUCUACAAACCCCACUUUCUAUGCUUUUUUGCCUUUCAGCUCUCAAAUUUGCCUUUCUGAUUCUUCCAUCCGGCGAAUUUUCAUCAUCUUCUCCGGCAAAAAUCCACCUUAAGAGAGUUGCUUCAGAUUUAAUUAUCAGAGAUGGCCACGACGACAAGCCAAGUGUACAUCCACGUCAUUGAAGACGUUGUCGACAAGGUUCGCGAUGAUUUUAUCAAUGGAGGCCCCGGAGAGGCUGUUCUUAGUGAGCUUCAGGCGCUCUGGGAAAUGAAAAUGAUGCAAUGUGGUGCCAUAUGUGGUCCAAUAGAGAGGUCUUCUGUGCCCAAGACGGUUGCCGGUGGUGCUAUAACUCCUGUUCAUGAUCUUAAUGUGCCAUACGAGGGCACUGAGGAGUAUGAAACUCCUACAGCCGAUAUGCUCUUUCCACCAACACCUUUGCAGACUCCCAUGCAGACGCCCUUACCAGGGACAGUGGACAACUCCAUGUAUCACCUUCCUGGACCCAAUGACUAUCCUACCACUCCACAUGAUACUGGUGGUGUCCCUGAGGUCAAGGUUGGAAGACCUAGUCCUUACAUGCAACCACCUUCUCCCUGGAUGAAUCAAAGACCUCUUGGUGUUGAUGUUAAUGUUGCUUAUGUUGAAGGGCGGGAUGAGGUGGACAGAGGUACUUCACAUCAACCUACAACGCAGGACUUUUUUGUAUCAUCUGGAAAGCGGAAACGUGAGGAUCUUGCCCCACAUUUUAAUACCGGCCCAUACAUACCACAACAGGAUGGAGCUGGAGAUGUCAAUCUGGAGGGUCUUCAAGCAGAAGCAAUUGGUGAGAUGCUGUCAGCUCAAACUAAUAUGGCUUCUAGAAUUCCACAGCAUGAUGGACCAAUUCCAGAUGGAUAUGAGGACAUAAUCACGACACCUGGGUUAUACCCUUAUCAAGGAGUUGCAAGUGAAGACUACAAUGCAGUGAACACACCGGGCCAAGAUUUACAAACAGGCACGCCAGCUGUUAUCACACAAAGUGAAGUUGGGGAUGAUGAUGAUGAUGAACCACCUUUAAAUGAAAACGAUGACGAUGAUGAUUUUGAUGAUGUGGAUCAGGGAGACGAACCAAACGCACAGCAGUUAGUUCUGGCGCAGUUUGACAAGGUGACAAGGACAAAAAGCAAAUGGAAAUGCACACUCAAGGAUGGCAUUAUGCACAUUAAUGAUAAGGAUAUCCUCUUCACUAAGGCGACUGGGGAGUUCGACUUCUGAACUGUUGAGCAUAAAGAGGACUCAACAUUGCCACGAUGGUUGGAUUGUGGAGGCUUAACCAGGACUCCUCUAUUCUUGUCAUCAAUUGGCUUGAGAGAGAUGUGCUUGGGGAAAACAUUAAUGGCGCUAGGAAUUGGGGGAUGGUAUGGAUAUUUGUACACAAAGGGAGAGCCUCUCAAUGGUAUAUGGGACGACUACACUAGGAUUUAUUGUGUAAUUCUAUUUGGUUUUGUGUAUUUUGGACUUUUUGUUAAACUAACUGCAUAAUUUUGGUUGCUCCCCGCCCUCCCUUUUCCGGGUUGUCUUUGUUCUUUGUUCUUUGUACAUAUUUUAGAACUAAUCGUGAAAACACAGGCUUCCAUUAUUGCAUGCAUGUGUGGAUUAAUGCUUUA